AUUUGAAAUUUUUGGUCAGUAUCAAAGCAACGGUGAAGUCGAAAGCACUGAUCGCGUAACAUAUUAAGUUUAAUAUAAACUUCAAAAUUAAGUUUAAAAGUUAAUAAAAAAAACUCGAAAUACACAAUGCACGGAGCGCAAAUAUGUGUUGUCUUAUUUUUGGUGGCCUGCAGUUGUUUUACUUUGACCACAUCGCUGAGUUGCUACAUUUGUGACAGUUCGCUUGGCCAAAACUGCUCAACCAGCACAACAACGGCAACCUGUAAUUCAGCAUUGGCUCAACAAACGACAAAUUAUGCUCUUCAAUAUUUAAAUACAACUAUUGCACAACUGAAUGUGACGAGUUCAACUUAUGCAUGUGUUUCCGACUAUAUGAUGACAGCAACCAGCAAUCACUCUUAUCUCGGCUGUGCAUACAGUACUGUGAAUAUUUGCAAUUUCGAAGCGAGAAAGAUGAAUUACUUACGUUAUUGUGAUUGGUGUAGCAACAAUAAUUGCAAUCGCAAUCCUGCGGAUCGCGUUAAUAGCAAUAUCAUCACUAUGGGGGUGACCAUGAUGUUGUUAUUUGUAGCGAAAAUUCUUUGCAAUUGAGAAUUAGCAUAUUUAUUGUUAGAAAAAUGAUAUAUGCACUUUAAUUUCCUUUUAUAUAGCACCUUUUAUAAUAAAUAUUACAAAUAUCGACUUUUGUUAAAUAAACCCAUAUGCUCGUUGCUCUUUA
Molecule: messenger RNA, 718 nt
Organism: Ceratitis capitata (Mediterranean fruit fly)
Lineage: Eukaryota; Metazoa; Arthropoda; Insecta; Diptera; Tephritidae
Exons: 3
Coding region: 127-591 (154 amino acids)
Source: RefSeq, a predicted model, not a curated record